This is a messenger RNA of Perca flavescens (yellow perch), 990 nucleotides long. Its product is annotated as trace amine-associated receptor 13c-like. The record is from RefSeq and is a predicted model, not a curated record. Gene Ontology annotation, molecular function: trace-amine receptor activity. Gene Ontology annotation, cellular component: membrane. The transcript has 2 exons. The coding region runs from base 1 to 990 and encodes 329 amino acids. NCBI's taxonomy places the organism in Eukaryota, Metazoa, Chordata, Actinopteri, Perciformes, Percidae. Gene Ontology annotation, biological process: G protein-coupled receptor signaling pathway.
AUGGAGACCUUGGAGGGAACAGAACUCUGCUUCCCACAACUCCUCAACACCUCCUGCAGGAAGCCAAUGCGUCCUCAAUUUGAGGCCAUGCUGAUUUACAUUCUGCUGUCUUCCAUCUCUCUGCUCACUGUGACUCUUAACCUGCUGGUCAUCAUCUCUAUCUCCCACUUCAGGCAGCUUCAAACUCCCACCAACCUCCUACUCCUCUCUCUAGCUGUUUCAGAUUUCUUUGUGGGCCUCCUCAUGUUCUUUCAAAUUAUGCUCAUAGAUGGCUGCUGGUUCCUCGGUGACAUUAUGUGUGUUGUGUAUCAGUGUGUAUCAUACAUUAUCACCUCUGCCUCAGUAGGAACCAUGGUGCUCAUAUCAGUUGACCGCUAUGUUGCUAUUUGUGAUCCUCUGCAUUACUCCACUAAAGUCACAGACAAAAAAGUUGUAGUCUGUGUUUGUCUGUGUUGGAUAUGUUCUGGAAUCUUUCAAAGUCUGGUUCUAAAAGAUACCAUAAAACAACCAGGUAGGUAUAACUCCUGCUUUGGAGAGUGUAACAAUUUUGUCACCUACAUUGCUGGUAUAGCAGAUGCUAUUUUUUCAUUUAUUGUUCCCGUUACUGUUAUUGUUGUUCUCUAUAUGAGAGUGUUUGUGGUGGCUGUGUCUCAGGCUCGUGCCAUGCGGUCUCAUAUUGCAGCUGUCACACUUCAGUUUUCAGUGAAAGUAACUGCUAAAAAAUCUGAAAUGAAAGCAGCCAAGACUCUCGGUGUUGUUGUACUUGUGUUUCUAAUAUGUUUCUGCCCAUAUUAUUGUGUCACUCUUACAGGCCAAGAUAACUUGCUUAAUGCUUCAUCUGCUGCAUCUGUAAUAUGUUUGUUCUAUUUUAACUCAUGUCUCAACCCUGUGAUCUAUGCCUUUUUCUAUCCCUGGUUUAGAAAAUCAAUUAAUUUCAUUCUUACACUUAAGAUAUUCCAACCUAAUUCCUGUGAGGCCAACAUGCUUUAG